AUGAAUUCCGCUGCUAGAAAGCUCCAACUACAAACCGUCGUAAAGUCGGUACUUUCGCUUCGUCCACAGGGGACCGGCGCACCGCCAAGUCUCAAAGCUAGCGUGCACCAGCUUCUACAUGCUCCGUCGGACACAGACCACAUUGACCAGCUCAUUACUACUAUUAAGGAUGCCACUGUAGAGGGCCGUGAAGACCAGCUUAUGUAUGAGCUUGACAAGUUCUCUAACGAACGGGAAACUGAAAUUGAGCGCUUGUGCAAUAACAAUCACCAGGACUUUGUCUCCUCCGUCAACCAGCUACUGAAUGUCAGGAAGGGAACUGUAGAUUUGACGGAGGAGAUACUGAAGCUAAACCAAUCGAUCCAAGGGUCUACGGAGAAGCUAGUGGAGCAGAAGAAAGCCUUGGUGGACUCGCGAGAUGUUAGACAAAACAUUGACGAAGCGACACAGGCUUUACGGCUUUGCUUGGAGGUGCUAGGGCUGGCGAAUCGUGUUGGCGACCUCUUGAGGGCAAAGAAGCACUAUGCAGCUUUGCGAACGCUAGACGAGCUACAGAAUGUGCACCUCAAAGAGGUGAUGCAAUAUGAAGUUGCCGACAUGAUCCGGAAGUCCGUCCCAGCGAUGCAAGGAAUGGUCAAAGAAGCGGUCAUGACGGAUCUCAACAGCUGGCUUUACAGGAUCCGUGAGAGUUCUGUGCUCUUAGGGCAGAUAGCAUUUGAUCAGACUGAGCUCCGCCGACGCCGACAAAAGGACCGGAUCGAGAAGUCGCCGUAUUUGCGAUCCUUCAAGCUCAACUCCGCGAUUGAACUGGUGCUUGAUGAACGGGAAGAGUUCGAUGUACUUGAUAAUGAAAAUGUCAACAUUGACUUUACACCAUUAUUCGAGUGUCUUCACAUUCAUGAAGCUCUCGGAGAGAGAGACGAGUUCAGAGUCACAUAUGCGAACGUGAGACGGCAGCAGAAAGAGCUACUUCUAUCGGGGUCUUUGAACUUCAUGAAUGAAGAUAUAUCCGGCUUGAACCGGCUUUUGGAAGACAUAGCUGGUUUUGCUAUUGUCGAGAGAGAAACAAUGAAAAAGACAAUAAGCUUCCGAUCGGCUGUAGAUGUUGACGAACUAUGGGACUCAAUGUGCAAAAAAGCCAUCAAUAUCAUCUCACCAGCCCUGGAAAAUAUUACUGAUGCCGAUAAUCUUCUCAAAGUCAAAAAUGUCCUCGCAUUAUUUAUACAAACCAUGGACAGCUGGGGAUAUUCUGUAGAAGCGCUUGAUCAGUUCCUACUAGUGCUCUUUGAGAAAUACUCGGAACGCCUAAAAAAGGAAUUCAGUGCCGGCUUUAAAGAAAUUGUCACCAGUGAUGACUACAUGCCAAUGCCGGUCAACACCCCUGAGGAAUAUGCCAAUGUUGUCAACGUGAGUUGGUAUAAGCCUGAAAAAGAAAAGGAGGAGAUAGAGUUCCCCAUUGUGCUACCGUUCUCGCAAAUGUAUCCACUGUGCUGUAUCGACAUACGUAACUUCCUGAACAAGUAUUACUUCUUCUCCGAUGAGUACUUCACACACCAAAGCGCAAUCGACGAGGAACUCAAAAACUCAUUAGAUGAGCUCCUAUGUAACGUAGUUUGUACUGCCCUUGUGGAGCGCCUCGGCUCCAAAUACCUUGGCCAAAUUGUGCAAAUCCUCAUCAACCUCGAACAAUUCGAGUACGCUUGCCAGGAGCUUGAGGUGCUCCUCGUGGAGGCACGACAGUCCAACCAUGGCGGCGAAAUCUCGCUCAAGGCUACUGAGCAGUUCCGCGCCGAGAAAAAGACCGCCGAGAAGCGUAUCUUCGAGUUAGUCAACAGCAAGAUUGACGAUCUUGUGGAGACUGCAGAGUAUAACUGGAUGGCAACUAAAAAGCAGGGACAGCCCAGCGAGUACUUGCAGCAGAUGACGCUGUUUUUGGGUAAUAUCAUGAGCUCAACACUGCUAGGCUUACCCAAGGAUAUCAAAGGGUUGAUCUACUUUGAUGCUCUAUCCCAUAUCGCUACUUCAAUUUUGGCCCUACCACUUGCCGACUCCGUCAAGAAAAUCACCAAAAUUGCUGUCGCAGACCUAGACCUAGACGCACGUUAUCUCCAGGACUUUGUCGCCAGCCUCAACGAGCCGCUUCUCCUGCAGAUCUUCGAGGAGCUACGACAGACGAUCGAUCUUCUUCAGAGCGAUAAUGCAGAUGAAUUCUAUAGCAUUGACACUAGGAUGAGGAAGUACUCUAAUGUCAACCCAAUGAACGGACCUAUAUUGCUGGAGAAACUGGUGGUCCCAUCUGCUGCAAAGACGGGGUUGGCGAGAUUCAGAUAG
Morchella importuna is the source of this 2331-nucleotide messenger RNA. RefSeq lists its product as uncharacterized. The transcript is spliced from 10 exons. NCBI's taxonomy places the organism in Eukaryota, Fungi, Ascomycota, Pezizomycetes, Pezizales, Morchellaceae. The record is from RefSeq and is a predicted model, not a curated record. Gene Ontology annotation, cellular component: membrane; exocyst. Gene Ontology annotation, biological process: exocytosis; Golgi to plasma membrane transport; intracellular protein transport. The coding region runs from base 1 to 2331 and encodes 776 amino acids.